AUGGACCUGCGGCUCCUGCAACGAGCGAAUUCAACACUGGCAGUGGUACUGUGCUUGCGGUGGUGCUUUCGCGGACAAGCGCACGAGGUCACACAGUCAGCCUCGGCGGCCGCGCUCAGCCAGCAAGUCGCACAAGGACGCCUCCUCUCGCCAGCCGUCGAGCGCUACCUCUCGAGGCUGGUCCCCGCCACGCAGCAGUUCGCGGAGGCGCACCCCAGCUGGGGCGAGUGGCAGGCCCCGACGGACUCGCGCCACCUGCAGGCGUUCAAGGACAGGCUCAGCGCUCGUAUGACGACGCUGGCCAAGGCGGCGGUGGCAGCGCUGCGGGCCCGCAAAGGCGACGAGGACUUCAAGGAGGAGCUCGGCAUGCUCCGCUAUUGCCAGGCGAAGGACCGCCUGCACAAUACCUAUGCCAGGAUCAAUGUGCUCGAGGCUCAGGCCGAAGAAGGCCGCGAGGAGGUGGAGGACUUGAAUCAGAGCUUGAUCGACAUCGACAACAAGAUCAAGGCCGAGAUCGCGGAGAUCAUCCAGCAGCCUCCGAGUACCAUGGCAGUGGAAUCAGGUACAGCUCAGGGCACAGCACCUCCGAGCCCAGGGCUGCCAGCCGAGGCGGUUUCGUUCCGAGAGCAGCGCGAUGCAGCACUUCAGCAGCGCGACCUCAUCUACCAGCACAAUCAACAGAUGGCGGCGCAGAUGAGGUUGAUGCAUCAGUACAUGCUGAACCACUGUGCGACGGCAGCUCCACCACCAGCAGGCCCCUUCCCAACGCUUCAGGCGGCCGAGCCAGUGUCGGCGCCAGCGGCGGGAGUUCCAGCAGCAGGGAGUACAGCAUCGGCGCCGGCUUCCCUCACAGAUGCUCAGCUCCAGGCGGCCAUCAUCGAGAUGUACCAG
Molecule: messenger RNA, 891 nt
Organism: Prorocentrum cordatum
Lineage: Eukaryota; Dinophyceae; Prorocentrales; Prorocentraceae
Source: the annotation of a GenBank genome assembly